Messenger RNA from Paramuricea clavata, 943 nucleotides. Lineage: Eukaryota; Metazoa; Cnidaria; Anthozoa; Malacalcyonacea; Plexauridae. The record is from the annotation of a GenBank genome assembly.
AUGACAUAUUUUCCUCCGGAAGCGUAUAUUAUUGCAGGAAAUGAUGCAGUCAAGACAAUGAUUUAUUUGUAUAUGAGCGCACAGCAUUAUGUGCUGUGUGCAUGUGUAGCCCAGAAGAUUACCAUAGCUAUUUUGACCCAAAAACCUUCCUCGAAAAGUUUUAUAAAAACUUCAAAGGGGACGAAAGUGAGGAUCAAUCAGUGUCGCCGUUUAUAAAAAUAUUUCACGAUUUUUGGUCUAGCUUUAAGGCACCAACAGACACAGACGUGCGAUAUCUCGAGUUGGUGGUGGACCUUCUAUAACCAACCUUGUUUUUGCUUGCCCAAAAGUGGAUCAUAUUGUGUUUUCCGAGUAUACAGAAGCGAAUAGACAAGCCGUGAGGUCGUGGACUGCUGGCGACCCAGACGCCCACGACUGGAUGCCUUUAAUUGAAAUCGCUGUUCUUGAACCGGCUCGAAUAAGGACGUAGCAUCGUAGAUGAGAGAAGUGAAACCUCCGCAGACAAAGGGAAGCUCGACUGUGUACUAAAUCGCGCUGAUGAACUGAAACGAAAAAUCAAAUCCAUUGUCCCAUGUGAUGUGAACAAAGCUCCAAUGGUCCAACUUGAUAGUGAUGAUGUUGCCAAACCAUUUGAUGACGUGUCCACCAGUUUGUCGGUCUGGAGGAAUGUGUGUCGUCUGAGGUGCACUACAAGAAAGUCGUCGCAGAACUUUGCAAAUUACUCUUUAUGAACGGCGUGCUAGAAAGAACGUUUUAUUUUGUCGGCGAAGAAAAGUUUUAUAAGUUUCCCAUAACUGAGAAAGUGGUGAAAGAGGCAAUGAUCGAAGCAGGAAUCGAAAUUGAGAAAUAUGUAACAAUUCCAAUGGUUCCAGUACAUUACACAGAAGUGACCGACUCUAAAGCUUUAUUUUAUACUUAUGGCAGAAAAUCUGCAGAAAAGUGA